AUGAACACCACGAACGGACUCAAGAUUGCUGUGGAUUUCGAAGAAGAUGCGACGAUCAAGGAGUUGGUUGGAAAAGAUGGAAAUCUUGAAGAAAUCAUCGAACAAGCCGAAACUGGACUCGAGGACGGAUUUCUGGAUUAUUUUUUGGAAGAUGGAGCAGCAUCAGAAGACCCAUUGUGCCACUUGUUGGACCAGAUAUGCACGGAAGAUGUUGUGGAGAAGGAAAACGAUGAAAACAAAGAUCCUUCUGGAAAUGGAUUGUAUGGAGAACAACACUUCAAUGCUCUCACAUUUGGAGUUUAUCAAAAUCAACAAGUGGACUCUUCAAUCGGACCGAUUCGACAGACGGAAAAGAAGAGAAUGUUUUCGAAACCAUAUGAAAUUGGAGCUCCAGGUCAUGCUGCUGUCAUCCGGGAUAUCACUGCUGAAGAACUCAAAAAUCGCCUGGACACUCCAGUGGCCGACGCCAUUGACACGAGAAAAACUGUUGGAGAUGUGAAGAAUUGGCUGAAGAUGAACGGGAUCAAUCAAACCAAGUUCGCGGAGAUGGUGCUGGAAAAGACUCAAGGUCACUUUUCGGUGAUCUCGAGGAAUCCGGCACCAUGGGAGGAGCUGUUGGCACCUGGAAGAGCGGUUUUCGUGAGGAUGCACAACUGGAUGAAGCUAUCGGAAGAAGAAAAGAACAAGAUUCUGAGUGUUGAGAAGGUAAGUAUGAGAAAGGAUUUACAGGAAAAAAUGAAGAAAACUAGAUUCACUUUUUCGAAGGAGCAGAUGGAAGUUUUGAUGGGAAUCUACGAGAUCAACAACCGUCCAGGUAAGGAAUUAAUUGAAGAACUUGCAGCUAAAUUCAGUCUCUCCUUCAACCAAAUCAAGGACUUCUUCUUGAACAGGCGUCGGCGUGCCAAGAAAUCUAAUUUGUAA
Molecule: messenger RNA, 921 nt
Organism: Caenorhabditis remanei
Lineage: Eukaryota; Metazoa; Nematoda; Chromadorea; Rhabditida; Rhabditidae
Exons: 2
Coding region: 1-921 (306 amino acids)
Biological process (GO): regulation of transcription by RNA polymerase II
Cellular component (GO): nucleus
Molecular function (GO): RNA polymerase II cis-regulatory region sequence-specific DNA binding; DNA-binding transcription factor activity, RNA polymerase II-specific
Source: RefSeq, a predicted model, not a curated record